GUGAAAACAAGGUCAUCGCUUACAUCAUGGGUAGCCCUUGCAGUGGCGAAUCUGAAUCGGAGGAGGAUGAUGAUGAUGAUGAUGAGAUGAUGAUGAUGACUGGGAUAGUAAUGAUGAUGAUGAUGGCUUUGAUAGUGAAGGCUCAUCCCACUACUCCGAUUCGGAGGACCUUGAUGACAGCGACGAUGAAUCCGAGGAAGAUUCAGAUGGAGAGGAAGGCAACUCUGAGGCUGAGAGACUGUGGAAUUCUCUGUGCCAAAACGGGGAUCCUUAUAAUCCAAGGAACUUCACAGCUCCUAUAAGGACAGCCACCAAGCCAAGCCCUGCGACUACAGACUCGCCGGUCUCAGAGUCUCCACCAGCUCAUAUGUCCUCCCAGCCAUCUUCGCCUUCGUCAUCAUCACCCUCACUUUCAGAGAAUGAGUCCAGCGAAGACGUCUGCGAGAUGGACGAGGAAGAGAACCGGAGAUUAUGGAACUCUUUUAGCUGCUCAGCAGACCCGUACAGCCUCCUCAACUUCCAGGCCCCCGUACAGACUAAGAAACCCCCCAAAGGGUGCCGUAAGGAGAAAGCGCCUGGAACGCCACGCUAUAAGAGAGAGGAGGCUGAGGAGAGGCUGGACAGUGGAUUCUCAGAGAUUUCCCCUGUGCCAUGCUCAAGCAGUGCCACAGCCAUUCACUUGAAGAAGGUGACAUUUGUAGAGGAGGUGGAGGAGUUCUAUGCCAGCAGCGACGAGGACCGUCAUGGACCCUGGGAAGAAAUUGCUCGCGACCGCUGUCGUUUUCGGCGUCGUGUUCAGGAAGUUGAAGAGACUAUAAGCUUCUGCCUUUCUCCUAAUUUUCGCCUGGACAUUUUUCAAAGACUCUUCAGUUCUAGCUAAUUAAAAAAAACUUGUAUGGCAGUAAAUGUAAACAAUAAAUGACAAAUUAUAUAUAUAUAUAUAUAUAUAU
Danio rerio (zebrafish) is the source of this 950-nucleotide messenger RNA. Lineage: Eukaryota; Metazoa; Chordata; Actinopteri; Cypriniformes; Danionidae. The record is from RefSeq and is a predicted model, not a curated record.